CGUCAAUCCUCUCAAUUGAGCUACCCAUCCCAUCGACUGUGAGAUUCAGCCAUUGAUGGUGUCGGCAAAUAGAGGCGAGGGUGGCACAUGCUAGUGUUGCAGCGUGGCUUGGGGCUGUGGUGCGGCGUGUGGUAGUGGUGUCGGUCUCUAACGAUUUCUUGAAGGUUUGGUCAUGAAUGGUCCAAAGCUUCGUGGCCUUUGUGAGAGGCCCUACGGUGAUAGUGACUUUAGCCCGCUCUAGGAUGUCCAUCACUAAGAAGGCAUAUGGCAGGAUUCGGUCAUGGGAAAUGGUGGCGGCGUCGGCCAUGUGGAUCAUCAAGAACUUGGUCCAAUUCAACGGUGCCACGUGCAUGGAUGUGUGGAUGAUCUUGAUGUCCUCGUCGAACAUUGUCGUGUGACUUCCAUCCCAGGGCUUGAGGAUCCGAGAGAUGAUGUAGAGAAGCAGACGGUUCUCGGGAGGAGCGGAGCGAAUGGUGGGACGACCAGUGGCAUGCCGAAUAAGUUUGGUGAUGCCGAGCUCCUAGAUGACCAACCCUUCAUUGUAGAUCACCCAGUCUUCUCCUCCAUAAUUGAAGAUCUCACCGCCUUGAGAGGGCAGUCCGAUAAUGCGUCCAAGAUGCUCAACGGUGAGUUCUAUCGGCGUGCUCUUGACCAUGGUGUAAAGGACAUCUCCUUCACGUCGAAGGAAAAACAAGAAUCCAUUAAGAUUCGGUACUCAAGAAAGAAGUCGAAACACUAAACUAGCGUAGAAUAUAGGUAGAAACCAAUGUAAGGAUAUGACUUUAUAUACCUAUAUUCACAAGCUCAAAAGCACUCACAAAAUAUGUUUAAAACCAUUCCAUAAACAUUUUCAAACAUCUAAAAGGUUUUAAACUCAAACACGAAGGAUUAAGGAUAUUUUG
Molecule: messenger RNA, 902 nt
Organism: Cuscuta campestris
Lineage: Eukaryota; Viridiplantae; Streptophyta; Magnoliopsida; Solanales; Convolvulaceae
Source: the annotation of a GenBank genome assembly